Messenger RNA from Drosophila busckii, 727 nucleotides. RefSeq lists its product as uncharacterized. NCBI's taxonomy places the organism in Eukaryota, Metazoa, Arthropoda, Insecta, Diptera, Drosophilidae. The transcript has 3 exons. The record is from RefSeq and is a predicted model, not a curated record. Bases 43 to 663 code for a protein of 206 amino acids.
CUAAGCUAUAGUUAAUACAAUUGUUAGAACGUAAGAGCUAACAUGGCCAUAACCAAACGCUGCUUAGCAAUUUUUUUGCUGUUAUGCGCAGGCGUAAAAUGCGAUUCAAACACAGGCACGGGCACAGGCACAGGCACAGGCACAGGCACGGGCACUAGCAGUAUGCCAGCUCCAACCGCUGAGGAUCAAGAAAAAGACAAAUCAAUAGUUAAAGAAAUUAAUGCGCUGCUGGCAGCUAAUAAAACUGGACACUAUGUGGGCAAUAGGGAAUUCGAGCAGCAGUUUUAUGUUUUGAAGCAUGCGGUUGAUCUUGACGCGAAGGAUUGGAAAGUAAAGCGACAUGCAUAUGAUAAAUUUAAUGAUUAUAAUGCAAACAGAUUGAAGCUGGAGAGCGAAUUGGAUGCAAGAAUUGCUGCUGUUGAGAAAAGCUUGAGCGGCAAACUGCCGAGCAAGUGUCGCAAGUUUUAUAACAAUCAAUUUGUCGAACUGAAAAGCGCACGCAGCGAGUCCAAUGAACUAAAGCGUUACAAAUUGAAGCAGCAUAGCGUGCUCUGUGCCAAAAGCUCUGAAGAAGAAUCUGAAAGUGAUGAGGAUACUAAUGAAGUUGACGACUUAUUCUGGUGGUGGCCAUUCGGUAGAUUAAAUGCUACAUUAUUUUGUUAGUAGCAGUGCAAUCAAUUGUCAAGCUUAAUAAAUGCAAUUAGCUACGCUUAAAGUAAGCGCGCAG